Messenger RNA from Mixia osmundae IAM 14324, 342 nucleotides. RefSeq lists its product as uncharacterized. The record is from RefSeq and is a predicted model, not a curated record. The transcript is spliced from 3 exons. The coding region runs from base 1 to 342 and encodes 113 amino acids. NCBI's taxonomy places the organism in Eukaryota, Fungi, Basidiomycota, Mixiomycetes, Mixiales, Mixiaceae.
AUGUCGUCGGGCUCGUUCAGAUUCGAUACGGCCAUGAACAGCGUCAGAGGCGCAAAGAAUCCUUACCCAGAGGUGGUAUGGCACCCCUCCGCGCAAGCCGGCGGCUACAGUGUCGACUUGAGACCUGAAGAUGCCAAUUGGUCACGUUGCUGCCCCAAGCCGCUCAGUAUCCAAUUCGAUGUGGCCAUCGCCAAAUACUCGGCUCAUGGCUGGCUCAUCGAUGGACCUUACUUCGGCAGGGAGUUCAACAUCGAAUGCGGCCCAUUUGCCGAAGGAUGUCCCAUUCAGCGUCACGCGUGGAAGAUACGCAUGCGUGUGCUCAACAGAGCGAUGAGAUUGUGA